Molecule: messenger RNA, 2043 nt
Organism: Gigantopelta aegis
Lineage: Eukaryota; Metazoa; Mollusca; Gastropoda; Neomphalida; Peltospiridae
Product: macrophage-expressed gene 1 protein-like
Source: RefSeq, a predicted model, not a curated record
AUGUCUUAUGCUAGGUUCAGACGAUCAACUGCCGUCGUAUCCGAUUCAAAAAAUGUAUCGGGUCCGACAUUUGCUGCUUGUCUGAGCGCGGACAGAUUUGAGGUGCUCCCUGGAAGUGGGUGGGAUAACCUGAGGAAUGUGCCGGCUGGUCUAAUCGUGGCGUACAACUACUCGGAAUGCCGCACGACGCACGACGGCCGAUUCCUUAUUCCUGACGCCGUAAACACCAUUCCCCUGAAGACGAGCAACAUCGAGACGUUUGCCGAGGUGAUCGACCACUGGAUUGACUACACGAGCACGACGUCCCACGACAUCAACAUCGACGCCGGGUUUCAGAUCCCACACGUCGGCAUCAGCGGCCAUUUCCUCCGAUACACCCGUUACAAGGCGACGCUCCAACCAGACAGUCCGUUACAUCCGAGGUUCAAACACAGACUUCUCGACAUCGCCGCCAGUUUAGAACUGAACAAGACGGCUCUAGCUCGCUACCAGAGCCAGAUCUUAAUCCGAGACUUCGGGACACACGUCAUUUCAAGCGUCGAUGCCGGGGCAGCAUUAAUCCAAGAAGAUCAGCUAAGCAGCGAUUUUAUGAAGAAGUACGCAGAUUCAAGAUCCAAGGUGUCUGAAACUGCCAGUGUGUCAUUUUUUGUCCGUUUAAAUGCGUCGCACACAACGCAAGAUUCACAACAAAUGAUUGAUGAAUAUCGCAAAAGUAGAACAACUUCGAAACUGUUCAGUUACGGAGGGCCUUUAUUCAGGGCUGGAAAUUACUCGGCAAAUGACUGGACUUCCCUCGUGGACAAGGAACUUGUGGCAAUAGACAGAUCGGGCGACCCACUCACUUUUCUUAUCACUCCAGCAAUUCUACCAGAACUACCCAUUGCGACCCUGAAGGGCCUUCAGAAAAACGUGGCUGCGGCUAUCGAACUAUACUACGAAUACAACACACACAGAGGCUGCACUGAUAUGCUGUCCCCAAACUUCAACCCAUUAGCCAACUUUGACGACGGUUCGUGUGAAGCCCAGCUAACGAACAUGACGUUUGGUGGUGUGUUCCAAACGUGCUCUCAAACAGCGGGGUCAAACGAUGGAGAUGUGUGCAGUGAACUGAAGUUGAACCAGGUGAAUCCCAAGACAGGAGAAUACUCCUGUUCCGCCCACUUCCAAACAGUGGAACUGCACACGGCGUCAAUCUCCCGGUCUAGAUCCGAAAAGAACUGUGAUUCGUGUUGGCUGUUCUUUGAAUGCUGUCACACGGACUAUUAUCACAGUGGCGCCACCUACACCAUGUACUGGUGUUCUGCAAACGGUUCUGUCCCUCAAGAUUCCGGUUACUUAUUUGGCGGGUUCUACACUGAUCAUGUGAAGAAUGACCUAACUGGAGCCCAGACCUGCCCUGAGUAUUUCUACGCCAGACAGCUGUCCACAAGCCUGUUCAUUUGCAUCAGUGAUGACUUUGAACAAGGCACCAAGUAUUCUUUACCUUUUGCAGGAUUCAUGAGUUGCAACAUCGGACAUCCCCUGGCGUUGAAAAGUCAACGAGGUGGAAAUUUGGAAAGAAACGCCCCCUCCUUGACUUCCUUUUACCGUAUCUCUGGACCAUCUGCUUGGCCGAAACAUUGUCCCCAAGACUUCAGCAAGCAUCUGGACUACUCGGAUCAAGGAUGCGCCAUCAACUACUGCGUUAAAUCUGGAGUUUUAUCUACAUCCGCUUUGCCCCUGGUCCGGAGACCUCCUUUCGUUAGUCAGCCUGCGAGAGUAGGACUUCCCCACAACUACAUCAUAUUUGACCCAACAACCAAUACGUGGAUAAAGAAUAAAGCUGCAAUCGAAUACCACCAGGAACGUGGAGACUCGGAUCCGUCGUACAGACGUGGAGGAUUGACCACUGGUGCUACAGCUGGUAUCUCCAUAGGCGUCACAUUGGUCUGCGUUGUCUUGGCGACGAUUGUUGUCGCACUGUUUAGGAGAAGGAUGAGAAAUCGAAAGUAUACCAGAUCAAGAGAAGAAUGUGAAGACGUCCAGACCCAGAUCCAGUCGUAG